UCUUGUGCUAUCUUGCUGUUUAAAAAAAAAAAAAGUAGAAAAUUUCAUUUCUUGGUGGGCACAGUAUGGUGGUGGCUUUACUCUUUGCUUUGUUGGGUUAUGCGCAAAAUUUGAUCUUGAUAGGUUUCCCACAAGUGGGUUUGGCAUUAUUCUAUUCCCAUCACUACCCAAUUCCUCAAAAACUUUUCUUUAAUCUGUUAUGAGGUGACAUUUUAGGUAUUCAAUUCUAAGUCUCUUUGAAAAAGAAUUUCUUGUGUUUCUAAAUGCUAAAAAGUAUUGGGUUUUGUUGGGGGGUUUUCAAUGGAGGCCAUUUGGGGUUCUGUUUACAAGGGUUAUGCUUUCAUUCUUGCCAGAACUUCAUGAAGAUCUUGGCUUAAUAUUUUAAUUGCCUGUUAUGUGUUCGCUGAAAUGAUUCUUUGAGCUCCCUAAGAAUCUUGCUGGUAGCUGAUGCCUGCUUUGCAAAAACUAUGAAAGAUGCUUGCUGUCCACCGCUGUGAGGGGUUCUUCAUCUGACUCUAAGAUGCUGUUCUGUGUUGCAGAUAUCUCCUGCCUUGGAUGCUGUCAAUAUUCGGUCAUACGAAGCAUAUAUCCUCCUAUUUUUGAGAUCUUAUUACCCUCGCAUUGAAGCUCUGAAAACUGCUUGUGCUGAGAGAGUUGGUCCCCACAGUUUUUUACAGUGUAUAAUCAGUUGAAUAGCGUGGAAGCAUAAAGAUUGAAGUUUCAAAGGAGAAGCUGAUUGUGGCAGGAUGAAGUUCAUGAAACUUGGAUCCAAGCCGGAUUGUUUUCAGUCAGAAGGAAAGAAUGUCAGAUAUGUUGCUUCUGAGUUGGCUUCCGACAUCGUGGUUUUUGUAGGAGAUGUGAAGUUCUACUUGCAUAAGUUUCCUCUUAUGUCCAAGAGUUCUUGUCUGCAAAAGCUGAUCGCAAACUUGAAUGAUGGAAAUGGUGAUGAAAUCCGCAUUGAUGAAAUCCCCGGAGGGUCAAUGGCGUUUGAAAUAUGCGCCAAGUUUUGUUAUGGCGUCACUGUUACGCUGAACGCUUACAAUGUGAUUGCAGCCCGUUGUGCUGCAGAGUAUCUAGGAAUGAACGAAAACGUUGAGAAAGGGAACCUCGUUUACAAGAUCGAUGUUUUUCUGAACUCGAGUAUUUUCAGGAGCUGGAAGGAUUCCAUAAUAGUUCUGCAGACCAUGAAGCCUCUGUUACCUUUCUGCGAUGAACUGAAUCUGGUCAGCCAUUGCAUCGACGCCAUAGCUUCCAAGGCAUCUACAGACGUAUGCCGGGUGGACUGGUCCUACACCUAUAACAGAUACAAGAUUCCUGAGGAGAAUGGCAAUGAUCAUAACAUGAAUGGUUUGAGAAGCAGAGCGGUGCCAAAAGAUUGGUGGGUCGAGGAUUUAUCCGAGCUCGAAGUUGAUUUAUACAAGCAGGUUAUUGCCAGUAUCAAGAGAAAAGAAAUUGUUUCUAAUGAAGCCAUUGGAGAAGCCCUAAAAGCUUAUGCUUCAAAACGGCUGCAAGGCUAUGGAAGCAUCCAGAACAGCGACGCUUCCAAAUAUCAGUCUGUAUUGGAUACGAUCGUGUGGCUUCUACCCCGAGAGAAAGGUAGCAUCUCGACUAGUUUCUUGCUGAGAUUGUUGAAAGCGUCCAUUUCACUUGAUUCGGGAGAAAUGGCACAGAGGGAACUGAUAAAACGAAUAGGCCACCAACUGGAAGAGGCCUCUGUUAACGAUCUUCUGAUCCGAACCUCAGAUGCAGAAACAACGUUGUAUAAUGUCCAUGUAGUCCAGCAAAUACUACAAGAGUUCAUGAUGAGCGAUCAGGACUCUGAAACGAAACUAGAAAAUGGCAACGAGAUUCAGGAGGUUAGAAAGCCACCAGGGAUUUUGUCUGAAGCUUCGAAGCUGAUGGUGGCAAAGUUAGUGGAUCUCUACCUUGCCGAGAUUGCAAAAGAUCCUAACCUGACUCCCUCAACGUUCCUCGGUUUAGCAGAGAUGGUGUCUAGCUUUCCACGACCUUCUCACGAUGGUCUUUAUCGUGCAAUUGACAUGUUCCUCAAGGAUCACCCCGGGAUCAGCAAGAGCGAGAGGAAGAGAAUCUGCAGGUUGAUGGACUGCAAGAAGCUCUCCGCAGAUGCAUGCAUGCAUGCGGUUCAGAACGAGAGGCUCCCUCUGCGUGUCGUUGUGCAGGUGCUGUUCUUCGAGCAAGUUAGGGCUAAUGCAUCAUCCGGAAGUAGCACUCCGGACCUGCCAAAAGCCAUAAAGGAUCUCAACUGCGCCUCCUAUGGCAGCUCGAGAUCUGCAACAACUACGACCGAGGAAGACUGGGAUGGCGUCGCCUCUGCUGAUGAGCUCAGAGCUUUGAAAGGCGAGCUGGCAGCUUUACGGUUGGGAAAUGCAGGAAUGGCGGCUGAUAGAGCUGCCAAUGGAGAUACUACUAAGACUGUCGCCCCCGACAAGGCUGCCAUCAGUAAAAUGAAAGGUUUACUUGUUUCGAAGAGGAUCUUCUCCAAAAUCUGGUCUAGUAAAGGCGGAAAUGGGGAGAACAGCGGCUCUGAUUCGUCGGAAAGUCUCGGCUCUACCACCAUGGAAGAAGCAAAAUCCACCCCUUCAAGGAAGGGCAGGCAUUCUGUUUCUUAGUUCAAUAUCUUAAGAUGUAUAGAUAUCUAAGCUUAUAGCCUCCUGAUUAGUUCACAGAAUGACAGUUCUAUUCCAGGUCAAAUCCAAGAGGAAUUGCCAUUCUCAUGUUCACUUAGACAUGUUUUCUAGGGCUAGUUUGAGCCUAACCAUUAGCAAUAUUGUCUCACAAUACUUUGGACCCAUAAUACAAAUUGCAUGAGCCAAAAAGUAGUUAAGCGGGUUGUUAAUAUAA
Ipomoea triloba (trilobed morning glory) is the source of this 2862-nucleotide messenger RNA. RefSeq names its product BTB/POZ domain-containing protein NPY2-like. The coding region runs from base 747 to 2630 and encodes 627 amino acids. The record is from RefSeq and is a predicted model, not a curated record. Lineage: Eukaryota; Viridiplantae; Streptophyta; Magnoliopsida; Solanales; Convolvulaceae. The transcript has 7 exons. Gene Ontology annotation, molecular function: protein binding.